AUGAAAUGGCUUCUACCUGGAUUUCUGGUAGAAUUGCAAGGCAAACACGGGGCUGACUCUGGGGCCCUGACAUUGCCUGACCCCCUGCCUGGGGAGGCAGGAACAGGGAAGAGAUUUUGCCUUUGGAGAGCAGGGAAACUGCUACGGACUAUGAAGAAAUUGACUCAGAAUCCUAAGGCAAAAGGUUUGCCUUCUGAUGCUACUGGCUCGCUCCAGAAAACCGAGGGAAAGCCCGAAAUACUGGUACCAGUUACAUUCAGGGAUGUGGCUGUGGUCUUCACACAGGCAGAAUGGGAGCUCCUGAACUCUAAGCAGAGGAUCCUGUACAAAGAAGUGAUGCUGGAGAAUUACAGGAACCUACUUUCAUUGGAAACAAAGCCAGAAACAGACUCCUAUUCCUCUUGCCUUCUGGCCUUCUCCCAUGAGCCACUCCUCAGCCAACAUGUGCUUCCGAGCUUCUUGGACUUUCGUCACUUCCAUCCAGGGGAUUCUGGCCUGGGGCAUCAGGAGCAGAAGUUUUCUUCUCCGAGCUGCUGGAGUGAAAACACAAAAGCUCAAGAGAGAGAAGGUGGCUUCAGAUCCUUGUUUGUGAGGACCGAGGAGAGAGAAACCUCAGGCGCUGUUCCCAGCCCACCCCGAAGACAAUCAGCAAGUCCUAGAGAAGGCAACACGGUGGUAGAAAUAGAGCCCAGGUCAGCCCAGAGGGUCCGCUCUGUGCAAACAGGCAGAGGAGCGAAGGAGUCAGGAACCCUGAGAUCCAGAGUGGUCGGCCAUAGCAAGCACGAACUAGACUGUAGUCUGAAACCAAACUUAGCUAUAAACCAGGUGACCCUCUCAGAGGAGAAGCCCUAUGUUUGCAGGGAGUGUGGGCGAGGCUUUAACAAUAAGUCAAACCUCAACAGACACCAUCGGACACACUCAAUGGAGAAGCCUUAUGUGUGUGGUGAGUGUGGCCGAGGCUUUAGCCUGAUGGCAAUCCUUGUCCAUCACCAGAGGACACACUCAGGAGAGAAGCCGUAUGUGUGCAAGGAGUGCGGGCGAGGCUUUAGCAAGAAGUCCAAUCUGAACAGACACACAGAAACACAUUCAGAAGAGAAGCCUUAUUCAUGCAGGGAGUGUGGGCAGAGCUUUAGAAACAAUUUAGUCCUCAUUAAACAUCAGUGGACUCACUCUGGGGAGAAGCCCUACGUCUGCCCGGAGUGUGGACGGGGAUUUGCUUAUAAGUCCACCCUCAGAAAGCACCAGAGGACUCAUUCAGGAGAGAAGCCCUAUAUUUGUCAGGAGUGUGGGCAUGGCUUCAGCGAGAAGUCAUCUUUCAUCAGACACCAGAGGACACACUCAGGAGAGAAACCCUUUGUGUGCCUGGAGUGUGGACGAGGAUUUGGUGACAAGUCAACCCUCAGAAAACACCAGAGGACACACUCGGGAGAGAAACCUUACAAGUGCAAUGAAUGUGGCCGAAGCUUUACCCAGAAGUCAUUCCUCCUCAUUCACCAGGGGACACACUCUGGAGAGAAGCAUGUUUGCAGGGAGUGUGGACGAAGCUUUAGCUACAAGUCAAAUCUCAUCAGACACCAGAAGACACACUCAGAUGUGAAGCCUUAUAUCUGUAGGGAGUGCGGGCGAGGCUUUUUCUAUAAGUCGGACCUCAUCAUCCAUGAAAGAACACACUCCGGAGAGAAGCCUUUCGUGUGCAGUGAGUGUGGGCGAAGCUUUAGCCAGAAGUCAUUCCUCGUUAUUCACCAGGGGACACACUCGGGGAAGAAGCAUGUUUGCAGGGACUGUGGGCGAAGCUUUAUCUACAGGUCAAAUCUCAUCACACACCAGAGGAAACACUUGGGGAAAAGCAUGUUUCCAGGGAUCACGGACAAGACUCAGCCAUCAGUCGAACCUCAUCUGACACCAGAGAGACACGUGGGGUCUGUGUGUGGCGUGAGUGUACUUUCAGAGAUGUGUUGA
Pipistrellus nathusii (Nathusius's pipistrelle) is the source of this 1959-nucleotide messenger RNA. The record is from the annotation of a GenBank genome assembly. Lineage: Eukaryota; Metazoa; Chordata; Mammalia; Chiroptera; Vespertilionidae.